Phycomyces blakesleeanus NRRL 1555(-) is the source of this 558-nucleotide messenger RNA. RefSeq lists its product as hypothetical. The record is from RefSeq and is a predicted model, not a curated record. The transcript is spliced from 2 exons. The annotation marks the transcript as partial. NCBI's taxonomy places the organism in Eukaryota, Fungi, Mucoromycota, Mucoromycetes, Mucorales, Phycomycetaceae.
AUGUGUGCCAGUGGGUGCUUUCAUUUUCCUGAUGUCGAGCCUGGAAACUCAAUCGUUGAGAAUGAGGUGUGCCCUCACUGCAAUGGACCGCGGUACCAGCAUGAGAGAGGCACUAUAUCACCUGUACAGACAUACCAGGUAGUGCCUCUCUCAGAGAAAUUACGCUUCAAGUUGGCUCACCCUGAAGAAUGGGCAAAGAUCGCCUAUGGCAUGGAGGUUUUGGCUGGUGGCCGAUCAAAUGUCUGUAAGGAUAUUCUUGAUGGAGAUGGCAUCCAUAGACUGCUCGCAGGUGGGAUUGUUGGCCAGGGUGACAUGGUGGUGUCUAUGUUUGUUGACCAGUUCAACCCCUUCAAGGACGCUGCCAUGUCAGCUAGCAUCAUUCACAUUAUUAACAUGAAUAUUAACCCUGCCAAAAGGUACAAGAAGGGUAACAUGAUGCAGCUGGCCAUCAUCCCAGAGCCUAAGCACCCAAAGAACAUUGCUUCGUUUUUGGAGCCCAUCCUUGCCAACCUGCGAGCCUUGCAGACAAGUGGAGUGAAGUGCUGGGACAGAGACCAG